UUGUAUAUUUAUUUAGCAGUAAUUACAAUCUAAGAUUUAAUUUUGUAUAUGGACACUGUACAUAGAAUAUAAAUCAUCACGUGACUAUAAAUCAGCAAUAUAGAAUACGCAAUAGCUGUUUCUUAUUCAAAACAUUUUCAAUAUGAAACAGUCAUGAAACUUCGUUUUCGACGAAACAGUACGAGUGCAGGAAAUCGCUUUCUCUAGCCUCAAUGACGUACCCUGUACAAACGGAUGUUUAAUAUUGUUGCCAAUAGAGCUAAUAUUAUUCAAAUAAACCAUUAUGAACCAUUAAAAGAAAAUACGACACGUAAAAUACAAACGAGCGAUAGAUUUUGUGAAUUCGUAGCCACACAUCGACGCCAUGAAUCUACGACUUUGACGCGAUUUUAGCGGAAACAAGAUGGAGUAAAAAAGUACUGAUGCUCUGGGUAAUUGGCUGCCCCUAAACCGGCCCUGGUGAGAGCGGGAUAGAAAGAGAAAGAACGUACAACAAAGAUGGCGGAUAAGUGGGGACGGUGGAGGAGGCACAACGUAGGAGGAAGAGGACGAAGAGAUUGCAGAGUAGAAAGAGAAGAGGAGAAAAGAGGACAAGACUAUAGGGUGCGAGAUUCGCUAAGAGGGGCAAAGGGAAGAGGUGAUGGGUGUAGAGGGGUUCUCAACGAAGAGAAGAGAUGAGAAAAGCCAAGAGGAGAGGUAGCGAGAAGAGAGAUAGACACGGCUCGAAAGGGACGAGUGCGGCUUGGGGGUUUGGUUAGCUCGUUCGACCCGUUAUCCCUUCUCUCCCGGAGUUCCGAGUUCUCCCUACCUGUCCUUGCUUCGAUUCGAACGAGUCCCACCACUCUCUCCCCUCCGGGAGCGUACGAAAAGUUUCCCCUUCCAGAGAUACACUUCACCGGCUGGCGGGCGACGAUCGCAAUUGCAAGCCGCCGCUUUUCGAGGUAGACUCGUUUCGUUCCCCUACUCUCUGCUCCCCACUAUGAGGCACACAGCGAUACUAGCCAGCGAGCCAUACUACGCUCCCGCCACGGUGACGUCACUCUGAGUAGUGUAGUGCAGUGAGAAGGAGCGAAGCGAGCUCCAUCCGCGUUACAUGGCCCAAGUGAACGAAGCGAGUGCGUUUAAGACGUACAUAUACAAGCGUGCAUUGUAGCGCGAUCGAGUUGACGAAAAUAUCAUUAAUUUGUUUGAUUAAUGCACGUUAUGUGACACGACAAGUUAUUCGAUCGCGAGAAAGAUAGAAGAAUUUGCGCUUCGCUGAAAAAUAUAUUCGACGUAUAAUUCCAUUAACGAAAUACGAGAGCGGUGAUGAUAAUACAGUGAUGUGAAAUAAGCGACUACACGAGUUAUAAGUGAAGUAAGAGAAAAAGAAAUUAAAGUAAGAAAAAAAGAAAAAAAGUGUGUUCGUGUGCGCGGUAAGAGUUACACCUUGUAAUAUUUAGCAGAAAGAAAAGGCAACGAUUCGUAAAUCGAUUGUUCUUUUUUUGAGUGGGGUUUUCGCGAGAGUUUGAAAGCGUAUUCACAGCCUCUUCGUCGGUGUACGACAAAAAACGAGAGGCGUUCGAAAAUUUGCAGGCAAAUCAACGCGAGUGUGAAUAUGCUUGGCAAAUAUGCGUUGGGAUGUAUCGCCCGCGCAUUGUGCCCGGUGUGCUUGGUGUGACGUGUGAUUAAUCGCUUUUCUUCAUACGCGAUUCAGUGGUAUACGAUGUGGUGUUCGGCGACGGUCCUGAUCCUUCUAGCCGUUGCCAUCAGUGGUGUCCACUAUCGAGGCUCCUCCUCUUCUUCUUCGUGGUCGUCGUUGUCGUCAGCGUGCGUCGCGACGCAAAAAUUUUAUUGCGAGAGCUCUGUAGCCACCCUCUUCUGUUGGCCGAUCGUUCCACGGCGCUGCCCUGACGACAGCACUCAUCGUGCUUGGGGUCACCACCUUCCGGCUAGUGACUAGUGAUAAUUUGUUUGUUGCCAGUGAUUAAAUUGGGAGUGUCGAAGUGGGAGGAAGCUCCUUUCUUCGUCGUGGAAUACAUGUAACGGUUUCUUCGUUUCUUGUCGCGUGUGUAUCGCGAGCUAUACAUGAGAAAGUUUCUUCUCGUGAAUUGAAUAAGAAAUAUCAUUUGUGUCAUAUCGAAUCUAUUAUUUACUUAUUGAUUUGUCGCGAAACAAGUAAACACCGAUUGCAAAAAAUCCGGCAAAGAGAAAAGAAGUUUCUUUUAGCCGACCUGCUGGCGGUAUUGAAUAUCGGUGGUGUGGUGAGAGUGUGCCGUGAUUAGCGUCGGGCGAAGUUGUGUGUCGUUGUACAGUGCCGCCAAACGAUACCACAACAUCCGAUCCCAAAUGAAGAGUUCGGAGCAAAAUGGUUAGAGAGACACGUCACUUGUGGGUUGGAAAUCUGCCGGAAAACAUCCGAGAGGAUCGUAUACGAGAGCAUUUCAAACGAUAUGGACGCGUGCAGAGCGUCAAGUUGCUGCCGCGGGGCGAAGAAUGCCCCGUGGAUGGAGGUUCCGGUGGUUCCCUCGGAGAAGGUAAUGAGGGUGGUUCCGGUUCCAAUUCUGGCAACGGUGGUAGUGGCGGGGGCAGCGGUUCCUCAGGCAGCACCGGGGGUGCCUCCGCGACGGUGGCGUUCAUGGAUAUCAAGUCCGCAGCGAAGGCCCACGCGACUGAACAUACCUUGGACGAACGAGCCCUUACCACACAAUACUACGAACCACAGCAUCUUCAGCACAGGUUUCCCUCGCACGGAAGUUCGGAGGAUCACGGAUCCGGCGGGGUUAGCGGAGGUGGAGUUAGCGGAGUCGGAAGCGGCGGCGGCGGUAGUUCCGGGAUCGUCAGCGGGAGCGUUGGAAGCGGAGUCGGCGGCGGCGGCGGCGGUGGCAGCGGCGGUGGCGGUGGCGGCGGCGGCGUCGCCGAUAGUAUCUCAGUGACAUCUUAUGGAGACUAUAGUCGUUCGCAGUACUUCAGUGACAUCUUAUGCAGAGUUAUUGUAGUCGCUCAAUGGCCUCAUCUUAUGAAGAGCGACUAUAUGACAUUUUAUGGAGAACGAUUACAAUUGCCUUCAAUAGUACCUCAGUGGCAUCUUACGGAGAGUGAGUAUAGUAUCUCAAUGGUACUUUUAUGGAGAGCGACUAUAGUCACCUCAGUGGUAUUUUAUGGAGACUAUAUAAUCGUCUGUAGUAUUUCAGUGACAUCUUAUGGAGAGUGA
Messenger RNA from Apis florea (little honeybee), 3193 nucleotides. RefSeq lists its product as uncharacterized. Gene Ontology annotation, molecular function: RNA binding. NCBI's taxonomy places the organism in Eukaryota, Metazoa, Arthropoda, Insecta, Hymenoptera, Apidae. The record is from RefSeq and is a predicted model, not a curated record.